CGUUCACUCGCCUGCUUGCUGCACCAGCUCCCAAAGACACUCUCGCCACUGUCUGCUGUCGCUCACCAUCCUCGUCCUCAGCAACUCUCUGGUACACCUGAACCAUCUGUGGACAGGCCACGAGUUGAAGCAGGCGCAACUUUGUGUACGACGUGUUGUGUGAGUGUGUGUGUGUGUGUGUUGUCAAGGUUUUUGUUUGGGCACAAGCGAUCAGCCUUCACUCAUCGACAAGCAAGCAAGAUGGCCUUCAAGUUUGGUGGCGGACAGCAGCCUCCGCAGCAGCAGCAACAGCAGCAGGCCAUGCCUGCAUUUGGGGCUGGACAAAAACCAGGAGGUGCGCCUGCUUUUGGCGGCGGCGGUACUGGCGGCGGCGGGUUGAAGUUUGGUGCCCCAAAAGCCGGUAAUGUGGCCACACCCUCCCCUCUGUCAAAGCCUGCCACAACCGCACAACCACAACAAGGCUUCGCCUUUGGCAGCAAACCUGCACAGCCAGGCACAGGUGCACCCGCAUUCGGUGCUCCCAAGACUGCCACUACCACUGCACCAGCGUUUGGUGCUCCCAAGACUGCCACGACCACUGCACCGGCAUUUGGUGCUCCCAAGACUGCCACGACCACUGCACCGGCAUUUGGUGCUCCCAAGACUGCCACUACCACUGCACCGGCGUUUGGUGCUCCCAAGACUGCCACUACCACUGCACCGGCAUUUGGUGCUCCCAAGACUGCCACUACCACUGCACCGGCGUUUGGUGCUCCCAAGACUUCCACAACAACAGCAGGCGCACCCGCGUUUGGUGCUCCCAAGACUGCCACAACAACUGCACCCGCGUUUGGUGCUCCAAAGACAGCCACGACAACAGCAGAUGCGGGGACAAAGUCUACUGCGCCCGCCUUUGGAGCACCAAAGACACAAGCGAGCGGCCCGGCAAGUGGUUCGUCCUCAUCCACAGCUGCUGCACCCGCCAAGCCCGCCUUUGGUGCACCCACUGCGCAAAGUGCCAAGCAGCCACCAAAUGGAUCAAACGCAGACCCAAACAACAUGCUCUACAAGGAGCUCGACAAGGCCCUCGGCAAGUGGCAGAAGGAGAUUACAGACCAGCAUGCGGCGUUCACGGAGGAGGUGACGCAGCUGCGGAAGCGCGAUGGCGAGAUCCUGGCCAACGCCAACCGCAUCAAGUCGCUCAACGACGAGGUGGCACACGUCGAGAAGCAGCAAAAGAAGUUGAAGGGCGAACUGGAGACGCUGACGAAGGAGCAGGAGGACAUCAACGGCAUUCUGGAUGAGCUUGAGAAGAGUGUGCAAGGCAUGGACGUGUCGGGUACCGCAGACCACGAACGCCACCGCAUGGCGGCGACGGCGAUGCAGGUGCACGAGACCAUGUCCAAGAUGCAGGACGAGCUCAUCAAGCUCACAACAGAGGUCAACCAAGGAGCGCACGGGGACGAGGACGACCCGAUGCGGCUGAUCACAGAGACGCUACACAACCAUCUCGCCACACUCACAAACGUCGAGCGCAACAUUGACGAGCUGCAGAACAGGGUGCAGCAUGUAGAGAACAUUCGCGGCGGGCACUAAUGCAGGGCACAGCGCCAUUGCACCCGCGGCAGUGUGUGUGUGUGUGUGUGUGUGUGUGUGUGUGUGUGUGUGUGUGUUUUCCUUGGUGAUUAGGGCGGUGGUUGGCUUGGUGGUGGUUAUGUGACCGGUUUCAGUAUGCGUGUUGUUGCAAUGAAGUCAAAUCAAUACACAAGAACACCCACA
Salpingoeca rosetta is the source of this 1758-nucleotide messenger RNA. RefSeq lists its product as uncharacterized. Gene Ontology annotation, biological process: protein import into nucleus; RNA export from nucleus. NCBI's taxonomy places the organism in Eukaryota, Choanoflagellata, Craspedida, Salpingoecidae. The transcript has 8 exons. The coding region runs from base 241 to 1575 and encodes 444 amino acids. Gene Ontology annotation, cellular component: nuclear pore; nuclear pore central transport channel. Gene Ontology annotation, molecular function: phospholipid binding; structural constituent of nuclear pore. The record is from RefSeq and is a predicted model, not a curated record.